AUGGGAAGCUUAGCUGCUCGAAGAAAACAGAGUGCCGCUGCUGCUGCCGCUGCUGCUGCAAGCACUGCAAACAGUAGCAGUAAUAGUAAACCACCUAUUGCUCCCGGCACAGCUGCUGCUGCCGCCGGUGGAGCUGCUACCAACGCAACCAGUACCCUAUUUCCACCAGAAGUGGCCAAUCGUCUGCAUGCAUUCACGUCUGAGGAAAUCAACCAGCUCUUGGACAACAACAUUACCCAACCGCAUUCAUUGCUUCUCAUUGACAUUCGCUCAUUUGUACACUAUUCCCAUUUGCAUAUCCACAGCGCAAUCAACGUGUCGAUACCCAACACCAUUCUAAAACGACCGUCAUUCACCCUCGACAAAGUUUCCGAGGUUAUUGUUUCAGACCAGCAACGCGAGGCCUGGCGACGCUGGCCACAGUUUGCUCAUAUCAUCUUGUACGACCAGGCGUCUGAGGCCCUGCAGGAAAGUCACAAUGCCAUCACGUAUUUGUGCAUCAAAUUCCAUCAAGCCAACUACCAAGGCACUCUGGGCUAUCUGAAAGGCGGGAUGAGCUCAUUCAGCGCAAAGUACCCUAGCCGAUGCGCCAAUGCGCCUGUCACGAACAAUUCGCGUUCCAAAGGACUGAAUCUGGGCAUGGCUACGAUGGCUGGUCCGAUGACUCCCGGUCUCUCUGGCUUACCUUCCUCGCCUGCUACGGCCCUGACCCUUUCUUCGCUGGCAAAUGGAGCCAGUAGCGAUGUAUCAUCCUUGCAGCAGACAUCUGCAACAACAACAGCAGCAGCAGCAUCACCCACAACCACCACAUCACGCAAACGAGGCCCAGGCCUCCAUCUCGGCAGUCUUCCACCAUCUGCUGCGCCUGGCCCCUUCACUGCGCCUACUGUUGGACUCAACAACCAGCAAUUCAACCCAUUCUUUUCCAACAUUCGACAAAACAUGGAGCUCAGUCAUGGAAGUAUCAAGGAGCGGUUUCCUAUCCGCCUGCCGCCUUCGUCCAGCUGUCAGGUCGACAUGGCCACCGGUCGCGUAACCAAGCGACAAUUACGGCAAGGAUUAUCUGCUGUGCCUUCAUGGCUCCGUGACAUGUUCAGCUCGAACGACGGUCCGAGAAAACUGGCAGAGCUCUAUGAGAUCAUUGAGCGAACCGAGCAGCGUCGGCUGCAGAGUGUCAUGGCUCACCACUCAAAGGCCACAAGCAAUCUGGCCGAGCAUCCGUUCAGUAUUGUCGCCGGUAUUGAGAUGGGUGCCUUGAACCGAUAUACCAACAUCUGGCCCUUUGAAUACACGCGAGUCAAACUCAAGACAUGCUCUUCCGGAUCAACGGGCUACAUCAACGCUAGCUUCAUCGAGUACAUUGAUUGUGAUCCUGCCACUAUUGCUUCACCGUCGUCGUCAUUGGGUUCAGUUGUGCCAAACUUACGGAGCUUGACCGAGCAACGCAAGACAUCGCCCACAGGGCGCCAGUAUCGUCGUUACAUUUCCACGCAAGGUCCUUUACCCGCCACAUUUGGCGAUUUUUGGACAGUGGUUUGGGAGCAAGAGACCCGUGUCAUUGUCAUGUUGACCAAAGAAGAGGAAAUGAACCGAAUCAAGUGCCAUCGUUACUGGCCUUCGUCCGUAGGCGAAUCCGUAACGUAUGGUCCCAUCAAAUUGACCUUCGUCUCUGAGACAACCCAUGCGGCAUCCUCACCCCAAGGCUCGACGGACGACCAGACGCUCAUCCGCGAAUUCACGAUUGAAAAGGACCAGGAAAAGCGGACAGUGCACCACAUCCAGUACAUGGGAUGGAUGGACUUUGGCGUGCCGGAUAAUCCUAUCGGUACAUUGGAACUAGUCAAGCUAGCGGACGAUAUCCAGACGAAAUGGGACCAUGAGGGAGAAGGUAGCAAGAAGGCUGGGCCGAUGAUUGUCCAUUGCUCAGCAGGAUGCGGUCGCGCAGGUGCAUUUUGUGCCAUAGACACUGUGAUCCAUCGGUUACGGUCGCUGUCUUGCUUAGACAGACUCAGCGAGGCGGAGCGGUCAGGACAAUUGGAUGUCAUGUAUCAGACCGUUGCAAAGUUCCGGGAGCAACGCGUUAGCAUGGUGCAGACGUUGCGGCAGUUUGUGUUUUGUUACGAAGCAAUCCUAUGGUGGAUUCUGGGCUAUGGUUGA
Messenger RNA from Zychaea mexicana, 2157 nucleotides. Its product is annotated as protein-tyrosine phosphatase-like protein. Bases 1 to 2157 code for a protein of 718 amino acids. Gene Ontology annotation, biological process: protein dephosphorylation. NCBI's taxonomy places the organism in Eukaryota, Fungi, Mucoromycota, Mucoromycetes, Mucorales, Lichtheimiaceae. The record is from RefSeq and is a predicted model, not a curated record. Gene Ontology annotation, molecular function: protein tyrosine phosphatase activity. The transcript has 4 exons.